Molecule: messenger RNA, 2340 nt
Organism: Neltuma alba
Lineage: Eukaryota; Viridiplantae; Streptophyta; Magnoliopsida; Fabales; Fabaceae
Product: peptidyl-prolyl cis-trans isomerase CYP63
Exons: 14
Coding region: 98-2065 (655 amino acids)
Biological process (GO): protein folding; protein peptidyl-prolyl isomerization
Cellular component (GO): cytoplasm
Molecular function (GO): cyclosporin A binding; peptidyl-prolyl cis-trans isomerase activity
Source: RefSeq, a predicted model, not a curated record
CAUCUUUCCUCUCCGGCGUAGGCCAGCAAUUUUCCUGAGCACUGAGCACUGAGCAGUGGCUGCUCCCUCUAGCCACACAUCCUUUGAGCUAGGAGAUAUGAGUAAGAAAAAGAACCCUCUUGUGUUUCUAGACAUCUCGAUUGAUGGGGAUCCUGUGGAAAGAAUUGUUAUUGAGCUUUUUGCCAGUACUGUUCCUAAGACAGCUGAAAAUUUUCGGGCACUCUGCACAGGUGAGAAGGGCAUUGGAAAAUCAACUGGAAAGCCUUUGCAUUAUAGAGGAACUUGUUUUCAUCGUAUAAUUAAAGGAUUCAUGGCCCAAGGUGGUGACUUUUCAAGGGGCAAUGGUACUGGUGGAGAAAGUAUAUAUGGAGGAAAGUUCGCUGAUGAAAAUUUCAUAUUAAAGCAUGACGGACCUGGUCUUCUAUCUAUGGCUAAUGGUGGUCCAAACACAAAUGGUUCCCAAUUCUUUAUUACCUUCAAGCGCCAACCACAUCUUGAUGGGAAACAUGUGGUUUUUGGAAAAGUUGUCGGUGGAUUAGAUCUUCUGAAGAAAAUUGAACUGGUGGGGACACCAGAUGGGAAACCUGUCCAGCCGGUUAAAAUAGUUGAUUGUGGUGAAACGAGUGAAGUGAAAAUUCAGCCAAAAAUUGGGAAAGAGAAAGGUAAGAAGAGAAAGUCUGGGGAAUCCUCAACUUCUGAUGAUAGUUCUGACAAAAAAUCAAAAGGAAAAAGGAAAACAUCUUCCAAGGAUUUGAGGAAGAGGAGCAGACACUCAACAUCUGAUUCAUACAGCUCACAUAGUGAUAGUGACUCUGUUUCUUCAGACUCUGAUUCAGAUUCAGGGUCAGAAUCAUCGCUUUCUGAUUCAAGUUCCUCUAGCUAUGGUAAACAUAGGAAGAGGAAACCUCUGAAAAGAUCUAGGCACAAGCAGGGGAAGAAGAGAAGAAAAGGACAAAAGCAAAAGAGAAGCCGGCAUAAUAGACGAUCAAGACGCAAGUCCCGAUGGAGCUCAGAAGAUUCAAGUGAUACCGAAAGUGAUAGUACUAGUGGUAGUGUCAGUAGUUCUGAUGAUGAGAGAGCUCAUCGCCGUGUGUCUGGUCGUAAAACUGACAACAAACAAAAAAGAAAUUUAGGAAAGCAAUCUCCCAGCUCUCCUUUAGUUAGAACUGCUCCAAAUCAAGGGGAAGACUCCAAGGUGAGAAGAUCUGAGGACAAGCAAUCACAUGAAGAAGGUGAAUUGUCUCCAGAAAAUUCUGAGUUUCUGAAUAAUGGGCAUGAUACUGAAGCCAAAUUCAGUAAAUCUGCUAAGCAGGAUGAUUCUAAUGACAAUAGAGUCACAAGUCCUAGAAGAAGUGAUGCUAUGAGUCCCACUAGGAAGUUAGUUGAGCAAAACCAAGGAGGCGCUUUGUUGACCAGUCCCCGCCAACCUGCUGCCUACAAACAUAGUCGGGGCUUGUCAAAAAGCCCUUCACCAAAUGGUGAACCGAAGCGUAUUAGAAAAGGACGAGGCUUCACUGAGCGCUAUGCCUUUGCACGCAGAUAUCGUACUCCAUCUCCAGAUCGGUCAUCCCAUUCCUAUCGUGGUGGUGAUAGAAAUAUAAGAAGGAACUUCGACAGGCGUACAAGCUACAGAAACUACUCUGAGCGUUCACCACAGAGACGCUAUGGGAGCCCUCCAAUGCGCAGGAGCCGUCCAAGAUAUCAGAGCAGAAGAAGCCGGAGUAGAAGCAUCUCUCGCAGUCCAGUGCGUGGCCGUUUUAGGGACCGUGGUCGUAGCCAGAGUCCAGUACGUAGCCCCAGUCCAGACGGCAGGCGACCUCCAAUAAGUGAUGGAUUGAAAUCCCGACUUGGCCCUCGAAGUGUUCGGCACUCCCCAGACAGAGGAAGGGCCAGGUCCAAUUCCAGGGAUCAUCUGUUUCCCUCUAGAUCCCCCGAUGCCACCCCACCCAGGCGUCAUGAUAAAAGGACUUCUGUGUCCCCAAGCAGGUCUAGAUCUAGUUCGUCAUCUGGACAGAAGGGAUUAGUUUCCUAUGGAGAGGCCAGUCCUGAUUCCGGGGCAAGGUAGGAUGAUAUGGCAUUUUCAUGCUGAAAUCAUCGGUGGUCGUUGGAUUUUCGUGAUGAUAGGCUUCUCCAUCUAAGCUGUUGCUCUACAUCGCCAACUAUGAUGGGGAUGGAAUAGGCUGAGUUUCUGUUUUUCAUCGUAACGUUUUGUUGUAUAUUGAACAAUUCGGCUUCCAAGUUGCUCAUUAGGUAAUGUAUUUUAACUUUGUCAUGUCGAUUUUGAAGUCAAGAAGCAAGUUUAAGUUUAUAGCUAUCUCAAAAUCAUGGAGCAUUGUGAUA